Messenger RNA from Umbelopsis ramanniana AG, 1713 nucleotides. RefSeq lists its product as uncharacterized. The record is from RefSeq and is a predicted model, not a curated record. The coding region runs from base 70 to 1242 and encodes 390 amino acids. Gene Ontology annotation, molecular function: translation release factor activity, codon specific. Lineage: Eukaryota; Fungi; Mucoromycota; Umbelopsidomycetes; Umbelopsidales; Umbelopsidaceae. The transcript has 5 exons. Gene Ontology annotation, biological process: translational termination.
GGGUUUUUUUUUUUUUUUUUUUUUUUUCCUCAGUAUAAGACUUUGUGUAAUCAAACAUCAACUGGAAAAAUGUGGGCCAGAGCAUGUUUUAGAAUUCGUUUACCGAGUGGUCGUCGAUAUGCUUCACGUUUUGCUGAAACAUCUCUUGUCACACCUCAGCUUGAAUCCAAGCUCAAGACUUUAGCCGAGCGACAUGAAUCCCUCAUCGCCAAGCUUAAUCACACUGAAUCCAUGGAAACUGCAGCUAUAGCUUCUGUUUCUAAAGAGGCCGCCGAACUCAGUCAACUGACUACGUUGUAUGGAGAAUGGAAUCGUGCUAAUACGGACCUGGACGAGCUAUUUAAUCUUUUAUCCAGUUCCUCAAACGAUGAGGACAUGCUGGAAAUGGCCCGGGAAGAACAUCAAGGUUUAACUGAAACAUUGCAACGAAUUGAAAUGGAUAUUGUGACCGAACUGGUACCAAAGGAUUCGGCCGACGAAGGUAGUGCCAUUUUAGAAAUUCGAGCCGGUGCAGGCGGAGAUGAAGCCGCUCUAUUCGCGGCCGAAAUGACAAAAAUGUAUGAACGUUUUGCUCAAGAAAGGCGGUGGAAAUGGGAACUAUUGUCUUGCUCAGAGCUGGAAGGCGGUGCCAAAGGCUACAAGGAUGUAACGGUCAACAUUGCUGGUAAAAGUGUGUUUGGACAGUUGAAAUAUGAAUCUGGCGUUCAUAGAGUACAACGAGUACCAGCAACAGAAUCUCAGGGUCGCAUCCACACAUCGACCAUCACUGUCGCCAUUUUACCACAGCCUACUGAGGUUGACGUACAAAUUAAGGAUUCAGAUCUGCGUAUAGAUGUCUAUCGGUCUUCAGGAGCUGGCGGUCAGCAUGUUAAUACUACUGACAGUGCUGUUCGUAUCACCCAUAUACCAACUGGAAUGACCGUUGCCAUGCAGGAUGAAAGAUCCCAACAUAAAAACAAGCUCAAAGCUAUGAAGGUUUUGCGUGCCAAGAUUUAUGAACAGGAGAGAUUAAAGACAGAUAUGGCCCGACGAGAUUCUCGAAAUAAGCAGAUUGGAAGUGGAGACCGUUCAGAGAAGAUCCGAACUUACAAUUAUCCACAAAACCGAGUGACUGACCACCGAAUCAACCUCACCUUGUAUGAGCUUGAACUGAUCAUGACUGGCCAAAACUUGCCCAACAUCAUUGACAGAUUAAAGAUACAUUACGAUACUGAGGCUCUUUUGGCCAUCAACGUCGAAUAGACCUUACCGCUCUCAUAGAUUUCUUCCUCUUAUCAUUCCCCUGUACCAUAAAAAAGUCACAAUAGAUUUGCAUUUAAUUUUAUACGUAAAACUUUGAAGGCAAAUUCACGCAGCAAGCCAAAGGUCUCUAGCUCAACAUUACAGAAAUGAUAUACAAAAGUCAAUUAGAAUCCCUGUCGCUCGAGGUGUUGUUGUUCAUUGCAAGGCAAUUGGACUAUUUGUCUCUGGUGCGCUUGGCCGCCACCUCCAAACGUCUUUCUUGUCUUACUGAGGACGACAUGCUUUUCAAGGAAUUGCUGUUUCUGGAUUAUGGCGUCUCAUACAAAGCUCCAGACGAAACUUGGCGAAAACAAUACGAAAACAAGUGGUCAGAUACUUCAGGCAGACGUAUCUGUCCACACCUUUCCAAUGUCACCGACGAUAUCCUGUUAGAAAAAGCCGAGACGUUUAAAGCGGCGCAAGAGAACAAAG